This is a messenger RNA of Pleurotus ostreatus (oyster mushroom), 489 nucleotides long. It is a transcript of the gene GLO1, whose product is annotated as Lactoylglutathione lyase. Gene Ontology annotation, molecular function: metal ion binding; lactoylglutathione lyase activity. The transcript is spliced from 6 exons. The record is from RefSeq and is a predicted model, not a curated record. NCBI's taxonomy places the organism in Eukaryota, Fungi, Basidiomycota, Agaricomycetes, Agaricales, Pleurotaceae. Bases 1 to 489 code for a protein of 162 amino acids.
AUGCCUAGAGCCGCAGAAACUGCUACAUUCAAGUUCAACCAUACAAUGAUCCGUGUCAAGGAUCCUCAGGUGUCACUGAAGUUCUACACCGAGGUCCUUGGCAUGGAAUUACUGUCAAGGAAGGACUUCAAUGAAUCAGGAUUCAGCCUGUACUUCUUAGCCUACAAUCACGAAGGCAGGGACCUCACGGCGGAGGAGAAAGAGAAGUCCCGGUUCUCUCGUGAAGGUGUCCUGGAGCUCACGCACAACCACGGCACCGAGUCCGAUGCCAAUUUCAAAGGAUACGCAAGCGGGAACACUGACCCGGGCAAGGGGUUCGGUCACAUCGCUAUUACGGUCGACGACGUGGAAAAGGCGUGCGACAGAUUCGAGCAGCUGGGCGUCCAGUUCAAAAAGAAGCCCAGCGAUGGGAGGAUGAGGAAUAUCGCGUUCAUUCUGGAUCCCGAUGGGUAUUGGAUCGAGAUCGUCCCUGGUGUUCUCAAUUUGUAG